Molecule: messenger RNA, 2848 nt
Organism: Tyto alba (common barn owl)
Lineage: Eukaryota; Metazoa; Chordata; Aves; Strigiformes; Tytonidae
Gene: MIMS1
Product: family with sequence similarity 210 member A
Exons: 6
Coding region: 444-1271 (275 amino acids)
Cellular component (GO): mitochondrion
Source: RefSeq, a predicted model, not a curated record
UCAAGGUGAUGGUGGGGACGGGAGCUGCCGCACGUUGCCUGGCCGCGCGCGCGGGGCGGGUAGGGGGAGGUGCCGGGAACGGCGCGCGCGGGAGCAGCCGUUGGUCAGCCGCCGCCCGGCGCGUCUCCAUGGCUCGGGGCCCGUGAGGGGAGGAACGGUGGCUCGGCCACAAGCUUUGGGGGUCUCUGAAUCCAUAGGAGGAAGCGGCUGGCUGAGUGAAACACAACCCUCUUGGCAAAGUUGCAUAGCGUUACGGUUCUCAUUAGUAAUCAGCUUCUGAUAACUGACCGUGCAGAGACAUCGGUAUGGUCAAGACGUAUAUUUGAAAGGUAGUGAACUAGUGGAAGAGUUGCAACUUUCUGAAGAUAUAAACCUUACCAUCGUACUUUUCUUGUGGUAUAUCUGGAAAGUAAUAAAGGAAACCUCAGCCAUACUUAAUCAAAAUGCAACGGAGUCUAUUACAUACUGCAUCUCAGCUGGUGCAUGGGACAUGUUUGGGUUUUCCUCGCACUGGUAUCUUUCAGCACGUAAAAGGACAAUCAGUGUUGUCUAAUGUUGGAUGCAAAGUGAUUUUGACACUGGACCCUCCUAAACGAUGUCUUCAUGCAGGUGCAGCACACUUUGCCUCAAAGAAGAGUGCUUUUUCAUCACAACCAGCAAACGCUCCUCACAAAGUACCAGAAGAAAGAAUUCCUUUGACUUCAGCCACUGAAACACCCAAGCAGAUCCCUGUAGAGUCAGAUUCUUCAGAUCCUGACCCGUUACAAGACAAAUCAAUUAGUCUUGUUCAGAGAUUCAAGAAAACUUUUAAACAGUAUGGAAAAGUCAUGAUUCCAGUGCAUCUUCUGACUUCCACUGUCUGGUUUGGAUCCUUUUACUAUGCAGCCAUGAAAGGAGUGAAUGUUGUUCCAUUCCUGGAGUUGAUUGGCCUACCGGACAGCAUAGUAAACAUCCUGAAGAAUUCCCAGAGUGGAAAUGCACUAACUGCAUAUGCAUUGUAUAAAAUUGCAACUCCUGCCAGAUACACUGUGACUUUGGGAGGAACAUCCAUCACUGUUAAAUAUCUACGUAAGAAUGGCUACAUGUCCACACCACCACCGGUAAAGGAAUAUCUGCAAGAUAGAAUGGAGGAAACAAAGGAUAAAAUUACAGAGAAGAUGGAGGAAACAAAGGAUAAAAUUACAGAGAAGAUGGAGGAAACAAAGGAUAAAAUUACAGAGAAGAUACAAGAAACCAAAGAUAAAGUUUCAUUUAAAAAGAUAAAGGACUAGGAGAGAUGCUUAAUUUUGGGAUAUAUCAAACUUAGCACUUUAACCCUUUCUGAGGCAGGAUAUACGAAGUGCACUUCUGAGCUUUUUUUGUUUGUUCUUUUAUUUUCCUCCUUGUCUGGAGACUACAAUUGCUCUGUGGAUUUAAAAAUUCUAUGUAUUCACCGAGAUUAAAGUUCCCCGGGGAGGGAGGGAUUGUGACAAAAUUUCAAUUUACAGAAGGAAAGGUGAAUCUCAGAAGUUCGUGUGUCCAUUGGUACUAGUGUUGACAAUUACUCUUCCCUCUUCUCCCCCCAAAUGAAGAUUGUUUCUUCCAAAAGCCACUACUUUAUUCUUCUUCCAUCAUACUGCACAGCCAUUAUGCCAUUAGACUGAAUCUUCCAUUAAAUGAGAAGGAAGAUUCCUCUGCUGGGAAAGGCAACGUGUUUUGGUUUUCAGAGUAUGUGGACCCAGGCCUCUUCAAUCGUGCUCAUCUCUCAACUUGGAGACCGACCAUUAUCACGGAUACUGUACAUGAAGGAAUCAAUGGACUAGCUACUCGAUCUGAAUGGAUUAUAAUGGCUACACUGACUGCAGGUGAGCUGUGAUAGUUUACAGGUUGAGACUAUGAAUCUUUCUUGGACGGUGUAUCUUUUCAUAAAUCUCAAUUGAAAGCUUUAGGAAGAUGAGUUAAUCAUAGUAGCCACACAAAUAUAGUUUGUUUCCUAAAGCUGAUUUACAGUAGAAAGUUAUUAGAUGAAAUUAAUCAAUAAUUGUAUAUUAAAAACUAGGGGGGGAGUGUUGUUAUGUUAAAGUUUACAAAACUGCUCUAUUCCAUUUUUGGAACAAAAAUAUUCUGAAAGAGAUGUUUACUUGAGGGGCUUUUUCAAUACAUGCAAAGUUACAGUUAAGCCCAACAAUUCCUCCUCCUAUCCAGGAAUCCUUCAGACUUCAGUAGAACAAUUUAACUAAAAUAAGCAUAAUUUCUGAGACAGUGAUCACAGUCUACCAAACUUUUUUCCCAUAGAUUUUCUUAGGUCAAGCAAAUACUUAUUCUUGGCUGAAGGCUGAAAUGCUGUCUCAGAGAUGUCAUAAAAGGACUGAAGUUGAAACUAUUCUAUUUGACUGGACAGGCAAACUUCUCUCAUGGUUUUAGUCAAGUGUAGGCUAAAUUUAAGGGUUUUUUUCCCCUAUUUCUAUUACAGAUCUCACUUUGUAGCAACUCUCUGCAUGUGUAUCUUGUUGAACAAAGGUGUGUUUUUUGCAGGGGAGUAUGGGGAAGCAACAGAGUUGGACUCUGAGCAUUAUUAGUUGACUAGAAUAAAAGAAUAUAGCUGAUAUUCAAUCAGCUCCACCCCGCUUAUGUUUUUGGUCGUCACCAAGGGCCUCUCCAUGUUUAUGAGUUGAAAUUCAUUAACUUAAUUGUGCAGGAUUGAUUACAUACUUCUCUGCCUCUGUCCACAUGUCAGUUAGUAUCUGCAAUCUAAUGCCUACCUCACAGGGAUGUUGUGAGGAAUAAUCAUUGUAUAUUCAGUGCCAUGAAGAUGUAAAGUGCCAGGUUUCUGAGAAAUAUUAUUAAAAAAAUAAAUCUCUGAACUCUA